Molecule: messenger RNA, 3910 nt
Organism: Xenopus laevis (African clawed frog)
Lineage: Eukaryota; Metazoa; Chordata; Amphibia; Anura; Pipidae
Gene: ccdc51.S
Product: coiled-coil domain containing 51 S homeolog
Exons: 7
Coding region: 571-3870 (1099 amino acids)
Molecular function (GO): DNA binding
Source: RefSeq, a predicted model, not a curated record
AAGCCCAUUUCUACCCGGACACUGUACAGAAAAAGGCAGUGGGGGUUGGCAUAAAGUAGUGGGAGGUGGAAGAUAUUCAGUUUAUUCAUUUGUAUGCAUUUCUGGUGGAAAUAACUCUGGCGGCCAUGUUGGUACUCCGCAGCCAUUUUGCUACUCCGCAGCCAUGUUGGUGCUCUCAGUCCAUUGACGGCCUACAUAUUAGUACUCUCAGUUGAUACAGCCUGUGGCUGCCUUGCUGGUAGCCAUCUUGUUGCACUUCCUAUUAGGAAGUGUUAUUCAAUCGGUCACCUCAUCCUGAAGUCCUUGCCUCUCGCUGCUAGCAAUUUUUGUAUUCUCUCUUUUUCUGUCAGGAGGAUCCAGUGAACUGCUGCUGCUGAAGUAAAGUAAGAGAUUAACCCACGUGUAUGAUUCAGGCUCCAAGGUGCUGUGAAAAUGCCAAGUUGCAUCGUGAAAGGUUGUCGCCACAAAAGUGGACAGAAGUAUGGAUGCUUUUGUGGAAAAAAUCCUUUGAGAUACUCUUAAUGUUAACAAGAAAUUCUCCUGCAAAAACCUACCAACAGUGCUGUUAAAAUGCCAAAUUGCAUAGUGAAGGGUUGUCGCCACAAAAGUGGACAAAAGAUCCAAUACCCAGAUGUCGUCCUUCACCCUUUUCCAAAUAAUAUAAUUAUGAUAAAGGACUGGCUGUUACAGACUGGUCAGGACUUUGGGGAUAUUGAUGUGCUUGCAGAUAAAAUUCUGAAAGGAAAGAAAACAGCCAACUUCCGAAUGUGCUCAUGUCACUUUACAAGAGAUAGCUAUAUGGCUAGGGGUUCAAAAACAACCUUAAAACCAAAUGCUGUCCCGACAAUUUUUCCUGUUAUAUCGCCAACUCCUGUUCAUAGUCAGAUCUCAUUACCAACAGCAAAGAGACUGAGAGUAGAAGACGAAGUACCAUCUACCUCUGCUACUGUUGUACGUAGAGUUUCAAAACUAGUCACCGUGCAUACACAAACCGAUGAUAGGGUUUUUCAAAGAGACGCAUCAGUCAAUACGUACAACUGGCCAAUUUACGUAAAUGUUGCUACACAGACUGACCCACCAUUGGAGACAGAAGUUUUAGACACUGAAACCAGAAGUGGAUCUCAAGAAGUAAAGCGUUGGGGUGCUGAGAAGGACCAUUUGUACCAAAAAACAUCCAUUAAAAAAGUAAUCAAAAAAUCUUCCAAAUCAAAUAAAGUUAGACCGACAGUACAGGAGCGAGCAUGUGAUACUUUUGAAUCCUUUGAAAAUCUAAAAGACCCACUGAAUCCAUCAUUUGGUGAUUCUCCUGGUGCAUCAUAUCACGAGCCCAGUACAAACAGUGUACAAAGAAACUUUGUACAACAGAAAAAAUUUAUCGUGUUUGAAGACUCCUUGGAUGGACUACUUACUCUUGUCCGUUGCCAACACUCACAGCUGCCACCUUGUCAAGCACCAGUUAGUCACAUUGAAAAAAAAGUAGACGGAAGUUUGCUAACUGUGCAUUUAACGUGCUUAAAUGGCCACAAAUCACUAGCAUGGAAUACCCAACCGGUGUUUGGAAAUGUAUCCAUUGGCAACGUUUUAAUGGCCUCCACAAUUCUUCUAAGCAGUUUUUCACUUGAGAAAGUUCUAGAAGUGUUUCAUAUUUUUGGAAUACCAGCAAUCUCACCUAAAGCAUACCAUGAAUAUCAAAAGGCAUAUCUUUUCCCAGCAGUGGACUAUCAGUGGAGGCUUGAAGAAGGCAAGAUAAAAAAGGAAUUGGCAGAAAAAUCUGUUGUACUAGCAACAGGUAGGCAGGUUGUCAAUCUUGGGCAUUCCGAUAAGUACUGUAUGUCUUCCGUGAUCGAUGUAAUGUCCAAAAAAAUUGUCUCUUUUAAAAUUAAACCCUUUGGUCCAGAAAGUACAUUAGUGGAAACUGAGAGACACACAUUGCAAGCCUGUCUUGAUCAACUAAUUGAUGAGGAGUUGGACAUCAAAAUCAUUGCCACCGAUCAGCGGGUCGGAAUCCGAAAACUAAUGGAGAUAAAAUAUCCACGUAUUGAACACCAGCUGGAUGUUUGGCAGCUUUGCAAAUGCCUUUCCCAAAAACUAGAGGAGGCAAGCAUGAAAAGGAAAUGCAGUAACAUAGCCAGUUGGAUUGGUGCCAUCACAAAACAUCUCUGGUGGUCUGCCCAAACUUGCCAACAAAACGUUGAUCUUUUGAUUGAGAAAUGGAAGUCUGUACUAUUCCAUGUUGCAAAUGUGCACAGUUUUGAGUCCCUGAAAUACUACAAACAAUGCCAGCACGGAAGCAUUUCAGAUGCUGAGCAAAUGAACACAAAUUGGAUUCAUUGGAAUCACCCUGCUCAUGCAGCCCUGGCCGAAAUAAUCAAUGAUCCCGUUCUGCUAGAGGAUAUUAAAAAGACAGAAAAGUUCUGUCACACCAGAGAUUUGGAGGCUUUUCACAGCAACAUUGAGAAAUUCCAGUCAGAACAUUUAUCUUUGAGUACUGAUGAGCUAUAUGUGCGCACGGCACUGGCUGCUUUAUCAUACAAUUGGAAUAUGACCGGAGAGCAGACCUCCAUAAUACGACCAGGAACAUCCGUUUCGAACAUUGAUGAAAACUUAAAAACCAACAAGCUCAAAGACACAACUACGAUGAGGCCAAUUUGCACUGUUCACAUUUUGAACGGAUCCUUGAGAGUGCGUCCUCACUCCCGUAUUGUGCAGCACUUUGGCCUGAAUCAGCUGAGAAUCCGAACAUACUGCUCCUCCACUAAUAAACAGCCAGACUCCAAACCCCAAGCCCACGACCCAGUUGUAAGUCCGUUGGAAAGAUGGCAAGCAGCUGGGAGAACGGUAGUAAGAAAUACCAUGCAGGGAGUCUCCACCACUGCGAAGAACUGGUGGGAACGAUACGAAGAGUUUGUGGGCCUAGUGGAAGUCCGAGAAGCCCAAGGGCACGUGACAGAGGCUGAGAGAGACUUCAUGGUGGCCCGUGGCAUAGUACGAGAAGCCCGUGAAAAUGUGGAAGCCCAGCAGAUAAAAUUAAAGGAGAUACGAGAUCGUCUGGACCGGGUUUCCCGCGAGGACAUUCAGUAUUUGGAAUUGGCAACUUUGGAGCACAAGUUGCUGCAGGAAGAAAAGAGGCUGAGAGCUUUACAUGUUCAUGCAGAGGAGAGCGAGCGAGAGAAAUUUUCUCUGUUCUCCGCCUCGGUGAGGGCGAGCCAUGAGAAGGAAAGGACCAGAGCAGAGCGGACUAAGAACUGGUCCGUCAUUGGGUCGGUGUUGGGUGCAAUCAUCGGGGUGAUGGGUUCCACUUACAUUAACAGAGUAAGGCUGCUGGAAUUAAAGUCGCUUCUUCUAGAAGCUCAGAAGGGACCAGUUAGCUUGCAGGAAGCUAUCCAGGAGCAUGCAUCAGUGCACAAGUCCCAGCAAAGGGACCUCGGUGAACUUAUAGCAACUUUGAGGAACACAGUGCCUUCAGCUUCUCAGGAACCUCAGGCAAAACCUGGACCUACCAUUGGAUUGGACCCAGUCCUGAAUGCUGUGAAGGAGCACAUGGCAUACUCGCAGGAAACAGGGAAACAUCUAGCGAGCCUACAACAGAGAUUCGGCAGCUUAGAAAAUAGUAUAAAUAGAAUUUCUACUGACCUGCAGAAUGUAAAAUCAAGGGCUUACGUUCAGCCCGCUGAGCGGAUCCUCUCCUCUUCAGUGCGAGAGAAUAAUGGGCAGGGAGAGAACCUGCAAAGUGUAAUGCUAGAAUUGGCCGAAGCAGAACACAGGUUGGGGAGUCACAUCAACAGGAGCUCUCUUUACAGCACUGCCGUCACCUGCACCAUGGUUGCGUUAACCCUACCUGUUCUGUACGUUUUACUGAAAGGAAACUAGACGUCACUCUAGUAAUCCAAAUAAAUGGCGUUUAUUAUUA